Oncorhynchus mykiss (rainbow trout) is the source of this 3536-nucleotide messenger RNA. Its product is annotated as transcription factor AP-2-alpha. The record is from RefSeq and is a predicted model, not a curated record. Lineage: Eukaryota; Metazoa; Chordata; Actinopteri; Salmoniformes; Salmonidae. Gene Ontology annotation, cellular component: nucleus. Gene Ontology annotation, biological process: anatomical structure development; regulation of cell population proliferation; regulation of transcription by RNA polymerase II. Gene Ontology annotation, molecular function: RNA polymerase II transcription regulatory region sequence-specific DNA binding; DNA-binding transcription factor activity, RNA polymerase II-specific.
UAGAUUUUAAAACAGAACGUUCUAACGCGGUGAAAAUGAGGUCGGUAACACAAGCCAUGGUGAGAUUUAGGUUUCACUCUCCGAAAGAACACCACCUCUAAAAUCAACACCGCAGCACACAUCCCACAAUUUCUAAGGCACUUUUACCUAGACGAUAGUUGUCAUUGUGAGCUCGUUUCAUGAGUCAUGUCUCUAAUAACAACUGGUUAUAAAGGUACCCCACCAAAAAAUGGUAAUCUAGAGUUGGCGACCUGGUUCUUGACCCGAAACCCCUGGUGCUCAACUUCGCCGGCGACGGGACUGAGACCAAAUACUUUAGACCCUCAUUCACAUUAAACAAGCUGUUUUGUUGUGUUAAUUAUUUACAUUCCAAAAACGGCGCUCUUCCAUGUCGUCAAUGGAGCUGUAUAGCUGAGUGGUCCCUCUUUUACAUGAAAGUGACAGAAUAUCUUCUCAUUGUCUAAAUACAUCUAAAACAACAGGUUACGAAAAUCAGGUAUUAAGAGAAUAGUAGAGAGAGUAUUUGGCAUAGUGUGGCACGCUCUUCAGGGCAAGUUGAAGAUACAGAGAACGAUUAUACCAUAGGUUAGGCCAUGUGUCUGUGAGCUGAUGUAAGUUGUUUUCAUGAAGUUGUUUCAUACAAAAUAUUCUCAUCAAACAACAUCUGCUAAAACGGAAUAUGCAAGAAAAGUAAAGCAAAUUAAUAUAAGAUAUAACACGUAUUAUCCAAGUAUUAGUUUGAUCAUAUCCAUCAUAAUGAUGAACGUUCACACUUCUGCCUAGGUGCAGGUUUUGUUAUUGUCCUUUUGUCAUAUUUAAUGCUUACGCUCAGUUCGUGCAGUAUAUUGUCAUUGGAUGUGGGAGAAGUAAAUACAUGUGUCGUCUCUCUCCAGUUUUACCUGUGUUGUCCAUUGGUGUUGGGCAGAUGGAAUCAAGCGGCUGUUGAUAUGCUAAUGAGGGAAUGCGAAUGUUAGUACAGUGGUGCGCGAGCCUUUUACUUCCACCAUUAGAGGGAGAUCUCAGAGCGCAGACAGCCAAGUUCACCUAAAAUAGUUUCAGCUAGAGCACAAUUCACUGUGUAGAACAAGGAGAGGCGCUCUCAAGACCCACCAUAACCCAUGAAAAUGCUUUGGAAAUUAACUGACAAUAUAAAAUAUGAAGAUUACGAGGAUCGUCACGACGGUACCAGCAAUGGGACAGCCAGACUACCUCAGCUGGGAAGCGUGGGCCAGUCUCCGUAUAGUGCUCCUCCGCUCUCCCAUACCCCAAACUCCGACUUCCAGCCACCGUAUUUCCCCCCACCCUACCAGCCCAUCUACUCCCAGUCUCAGGACCCCUACUCGCACGUCAACGACCCCUACUCCCUCAACUCCCUGCAUGCUCAGCCGCAGUCACAGCACCCUGGCUGGCCGGGCCAGAGGCAGAGUCAGGAGAGCACGUUGCUGCACCAGCACCGCGGCCUGCCCCAUCAGCUCUGUAGAGAGUACCGGAGAGAAGUGCUCCUGCCGUCGGGCCACGGACUCGAUACGGGACUCUCAGAUUCUAUCCCAAUCCAUGGAAUACAUCACUCUUUAGAAGAUGUUCAGGUAAUUCAGCAUUAUUUGCAUAUUGAGGAUCAAGGAAUUCACAUCCCAGACCAGACUGUAAUUAAAAAAGGUCCAGUUUCUUUAUCAAAGAACAACAAUGUCUCCACCAUUGGGAUAAAUAAGGACGGUCUUUUUGGCGGUGUGGUAAACCCCAACGAAGUGUUCUGCUCUGUUCCGGGUCGAUUGUCUCUGCUUAGCUCCACAUCAAAGUACAAGGUCACGGUGGCGGAAGUGCAGAGACGCCUCUCGCCGCCUGAGUGCCUCAACGCGUCACUGCUGGGCGGGGUGCUGAGAAGAGCCAAGUCUAAGAAUGGCGGAAGGUCCCUCAGAGAGAAAUUGGAUAAAAUUGGAUUAAAUCUACCUGCAGGUAGACGCAAGGCUGCAAACGUUACCCUGCUGACGUCACUAGUUGAAGGCGAAGCAGUGCAUCUUGCCAGAGAUUUUGGUUAUGUAUGCGAGACUGAGUUUCCAGCCAAGGCAGUAGCUGAAUAUACAAACCGCCAGCAUUCCGACCCAAACGAACACGUCCAAAGAAAAAACAUGUUAUUGGCAACGAAGCAAAUAUGCAAAGAGUUCACAGACCUGCUUUCCCAGGACCGUACUCCCUUGGGGAAUUCUCGACCACAACCUAUACUUGAGCCAGGGAUUCAGAGUUGCUUGACCCAUUUCAGUCUCAUUUCUCACGGAUUCGGGACCCCGGCUAUGUGCGCGGCCCUCACCGCUCUCCAGAACUAUCUGACGGAGGCGAUUAAAGCCAUGGACAAAAUGUACCUGAACAACAAUAGUCACUCAGACAGCGGCACUAAAGGCGGAGACAAAGACGAGAAGCACAGAAAGUGAUUCUCACCUGAAAGCCCAAUAUAAAUAUUAUAAAUACAUAUAGAUACUAUUGAUCAAGUAAACGGGCCACUUCCUGAUCUCGCGAUGAUUUUACAUGUUUGUUUUUACUAUCAUUCAACUUUGGAUUUUCGGAAAGCGACGUGCAAGAUGCCCACCGUAAUUCACAGCUCCAGAGAGAGAAAGGUCUUUGCCACAUGGAGGACUUUUUAUGUAGGCCUGCUCCCUCCUUUUAUGAGCUGCAACGGAUUGAAAUCCAGCGACCAUUAUAUCUCAAUUUACGAUUGUAGCCGUAUGACAAAAAAAGAGGCUAAAAGAGGAUGAAUUAUUAUCAGUAUUGUGAAUAAUAAACUUUGAAAAAUCCACAUUUACAUGUCAUGACUUCAGUUGCAGACUCUCACUCCAAAUGACCAACUUGAACUUUCAACACGAUUCACGGUUAUAUAAGGGAAUCUGUGUUCAUGUAUGUAUAUAUUUAUUUAUCUGUAAUUUAAUGGGAAUUGUAAAUAUGGUGCGUCUGUUGAAACUUAUUUUUUAUUUAUCUGUUGCCUCCUGUUUUAGUGGGUUUAAAUAUUCGGUUAGUUCUUCAUGUGGUUUUAUGGUUCUUAGAAAACAGAAGUUUGGGGUAUUUUUUUUAUCUGGGAUAUUUCAAUUCAGCCCUCUUGUAGCAUGUUGAGGCGACAUUGAAGCAAGUGAACAAAUGUAAUAGAAAUAAACCUCCAUUUCUCUCUAUCAUCCUUAUUCUAUUCCGGGUUUUUUUUGUUGUUGUUGAAAAGAGCAUACGCGAUAUCCUGAUAAGAACUCUUUUGUGUUUCUACUUUCUUGUUUUAAUACAAGAUUUUAUGUGUUGUGCCAAUCAGAAUACGUCUCACCUCUUGUUCUUCCCUUGAAGCACCAUAAAAGCAAUAAAUGGAUAUUGUCUUUAGAUUUUUUUUUUUCAUGUUCAAAGAAAUUAAAAACAUUUGGGACCACCUGAUAUCUUGUAUGUCCAAAUUGGAGGCGGUUUUAGCUGUAUUGUAUAGACCUCUUCUGGCAAUAGUUCCCAUGCCUGUCAAUGUAUUAUAGUCCUUUGUUGCCCAGAAAAAAAUAAAUAUUUGAUACGCUUCAUGUCGA